AAUUUAUAAUGUCGGAUAAGAGAGAUGAACACACAUACAUGGCUAGAUUGGCAGAACAGACUGAGAGAUGGGAAGACAUGGUAAUUACGCAUUUCAAGAGUAGGUAGAGAAUAUGAAGAAGGUAGCAGAGAUCACUAAAGAUUUGAAUAAUGAGGAGAGAAAUCUACUCUCAAUAGCAUACAAGAAUACAGUGGGACAGCGGAGAACUGCUUGGAGAGCCAUUACUGCCUAUGAAAUUAAGGAGAAAUAGAAGGUAACAAUAAACUGGAUAAGUGAUAGAUAGUGAAAUAUCAGGAGGUGCUCCAAUAUUACAAGGCAAGAGUGGAGAAGGAAUUAGAUUAUUAUUGCAAUGAGGUUUUGUAGUUGAUAGAUCACACUCUAUUGAAAAAGACAACGAACACUGAGGCGAGAGUAUUUUAUCACAAAAUGAAAGGAGAUUACAAUCGAUACAUUGCAGAAUAUUCAUAAUAAAAAGCUUAGGAGAAGGCAAUAUAACAGGCUCAGUAAGCCUAUCAAACAGCAUUAGAAUUGAUCGACAAGGACAAGUUUCCAAAAACCAAUCUAUUAAGAUUGGGAGUUACUCUCAACUAUUCUGUCUUUUGUUACGAAAUCAUGAGUGAUGUAGCCAAAGCAUGUGAAUUAGCUAAAACUGUAAAAGAUGAUGUACUCAUUCAUAAAUUAUAUGUAAGGCAAUUAAAGAGUUGGAUGACAUGGAGGAAGACUAGUACAAGGAUGUGACCACAAUACUGUAAUUGAUAAAUGAUAAUCUUACUAAUUGGUAGGCUGAGUUACCAGAUGAGGGAGGGAAGAAAUGAAC
Molecule: messenger RNA, 817 nt
Organism: Paramecium octaurelia
Lineage: Eukaryota; Ciliophora; Oligohymenophorea; Peniculida; Parameciidae
Source: the annotation of a GenBank genome assembly